This is a messenger RNA of Girardinichthys multiradiatus, 1995 nucleotides long. RefSeq names its product transcription factor SOX-10-like. The record is from RefSeq and is a predicted model, not a curated record. Gene Ontology annotation, biological process: enteric nervous system development; negative regulation of transcription by RNA polymerase II; neural crest cell migration. Lineage: Eukaryota; Metazoa; Chordata; Actinopteri; Cyprinodontiformes; Goodeidae. The transcript is spliced from 4 exons. Bases 494 to 1858 code for a protein of 454 amino acids. Gene Ontology annotation, molecular function: RNA polymerase II cis-regulatory region sequence-specific DNA binding; DNA-binding transcription factor activity, RNA polymerase II-specific. Gene Ontology annotation, cellular component: nucleus.
GCGUCACUUUGGAAACUCGGGAACUCACGGAUUCUCGUGCUAAACCGGCGAGCUCCUUUUCUCAUUCCCGAAGUCCUCCCUGUUGGAUUUCAACCGCAGGAUACACGCAGGAGAGAGAAAACGGGAAGUCAGGAAGGAAGUGAGACUGGGUGAGUUUGGCACAGACCGCUGCCCAUUAGUAGGUAAACUGGGGUCGAAGGUGCUCACUGAGCCGUCUAUGAUACCAACAAUACGGAUGGAAAGAACUUUAAUGUGGAACCCUCACAGAGUUUUGCAACGGAGGCUCAGAGUAGAGACAGACUGGCAGUUUAUAUUAUAACUUCAGUGGAGGCCACAGAGACAGAAUAACGCAGAGCUGCCACUCGGUGCGUCAUUGUAAGUUAAUUACGAGGAGCAAGACAAGUAGCUGAGCUUGUAGGAACAGGUUUAAGUCCUCCGGAGGAGAGUGUGUGUGUCUCUAAGAGAAAGCGAGAGAGAGAGAAAGGCAAAGAAGAUGUCCAGAGAGGAGCAGAGCUUCUCAGAGGUGGAGCUCAGUCCCGGCAUGUCGGACGACAGUCGCUCCCUGUCCCCGGGUCAUUCCUCCGGUGCGGCAGGUGGAAUCGAGUCGCCCCUCCGAGGGCAGCAGCCGCAGCUGGCGGCUCUGGACGACGCCUCGGCGGGCUGCUCGUCCGUCAAGUCCGACGACGAGGAGGAGCGCUUCCCCGCCGGGAUCCGCGAGGCGGUGAGUCAGGUGCUCAACUGCUACGACUGGACCAUCUUGCCGAUGCCCGUGCGCGUGAGCGCCGGAAGCAAGAGCAAGUCUCACGUGAAAAGGCCAAUGAACGCCUUCAUGGUGUGGGCGCAGGCCGCGCGGAGGAAACUGGCCGACCAGCAUCCCCACCUGCACAACGCGGAGCUCAGCAAGACCCUGGGGAAGCUGUGGAGGCUUCUCAAUGAGAGUGACAAGCGGCCCUUCAUUGAGGAGGCAGAGAGGCUGAGGAAGCAGCACAAGAAGGAUUACCCAGACUACAAAUACCAGCCGAGGCGCCGCAAAAAUGGAAAGGUCGGCUCUGGGUCUGGAAGUGAGGCCGAAGGCCAUUUGGAGGGUCAGAGCCACAGUCCUCCCACGCCUCCCACCACUCCCAAGACUGAACUUCUGUCUGGAAAGACAGGAGAUGGUAAAAGAGAGGGAGCUGGCACCCGGGGCACAAUGGGAGCAGAACGUGUUCUAGGAUCUGGCAAACCUCACAUUGACUUUGGUAAUGUAGACAUCGGAGAGAUAAGCCAUGAGGUGAUGGCCAACAUGGAGCCAUUUGAUGUCAACGAGUUUGACCAGUACCUUCCCCCUAAUGGGCAUCCAGGGGUUGGACAGAUUGGUGCAGCAGGCGGGGCUGCAGCAGCUUCACCUGCCUCUCCGUAUGCCUAUGGCAUCUCAACGGCUUUGGCUGCAGCCAGCGGACACUCAGCAGCCUGGCUUUCCAAGCAGCAGCUGCCACAGCAACAUCACGGCUCCCCACUGGGCUCAGAUCCAUCCAAGGCACAAAUCAAGAGCGAGGCAGGAGGUUCUGGGGCUCACUUUGCUGAAGUAGCCUCAGCAGGAGCUCAUGUCACCUACACACCGCUCAGCCUUCCCCAUUAUAGCUCCGCCUUCCCCUCGUUGGCCUCCAGGACUCAGUUUGCAGAAUACACCGACCACCAGCCCCCUGGGACAUACUAUGGACACUCUGGCCAGGCCUCGGGGUUGUACUCUGCCUUCUCUUACAUGGGGCCCUCCCAGAGGCCUCUCUACACAGCCAUCACUGACCCAACCAGUGCGUCGCAGUCACACAGCCCCACGCACUGGGAGCAGCCCGUCUACACAACAUUGUCGCGGCCAUGACAGAUGGUGAGAGCAGAAAGCACCGGUGCAGGUUCAGGCCCAGUGUCAGACCAAAGCAGGAGAGGAGGCAGCAACAACAGCAGCUCUGUUUGUUACGUCGGAGAUAGAAGUGCUCUGGUCUGGGGGGAGUGGGCAGG